Messenger RNA from Galleria mellonella (greater wax moth), 1863 nucleotides. RefSeq names its product organic cation transporter protein-like. Lineage: Eukaryota; Metazoa; Arthropoda; Insecta; Lepidoptera; Pyralidae. Gene Ontology annotation, cellular component: membrane. Gene Ontology annotation, molecular function: transmembrane transporter activity. Gene Ontology annotation, biological process: transmembrane transport. The record is from RefSeq and is a predicted model, not a curated record. The coding region runs from base 295 to 1788 and encodes 497 amino acids. The transcript has 7 exons.
UUCCAUGACAGAUGUAGCAAAUAUAGUUUGAGUAAUUGAUAAUAACGGGCUAUUGAAAUAGGUUGCCUAACAGUUAUCUCAUUUAUUCAACGGACGGGUGUCGUCGACGACGCCUUGGCUUAUUGCCGAUAAAAAUAUAACCUUUUGCCCAUAACGUAUUAGCCUAAUGUUAAUGUUUUAAAACAAUACAGAUUAAUAGUCUGUGGUUUGUCAACGCACCGCGUUAAUUCGCGCCAAAAAAAAAACUCGAGUGUUUAUUAUUUUAUUAUAAAACGUAUUGUUUACAAUUUAAAAAUGGAACCUACCGAAACUGUAAGUGAUAUGGACAAAGUGCUCUCACGUUUCAAUAUUUUGGGCCGUUAUCAUGCGCAGUUCAUGUUUUUUUCAUUUAUGGCUUUCGCAUCGAAUUCAGUGUUUUGUUGUAAUUUUGUGUUUGCUGCAGAAGAAGUGGGUUAUAGGUGUAAGGACGAGAGUUUUAGUAACAACACGUGUGGCAGUCAAAAUGGUUCAAUACAGUGCUCAGAAUGGAUUUACGACAAUCCAGACAGCUUUGUAGCAGAAUUUGGAUUGGCAUGCCAGGAUUGGAAAAGAACCUUAGUGGGCACUAUACACAGUCUCGGAUAUAUGGUCGGGCUAUUGAUAGUGGGACCUAUGUCCGACAGGUUAGGCAGGAAGAUGACAGUGGUGAUCACAGGCGUGAUGGGAGGCGUCUUCGGGGUGGCCAGGAGCUUCGCCAAGAACUAUUGGCUGUUUAUAGCUCUCGAGUUUGUGGAAGCAGCAAUAGGUGACGUCUGCUCGCCUAUGUUUGUACUGACUGUAGAGAUAGUGUCAACUGAGAAUCGAUUGUUAUUUUACAUUCUCAAUACAUUUGGUUACGCAUUCGGAGCAUUUUUACUAUCUGUAUGGGCCUACGCUUUUCCAUACUGGAGAACAUUCCUGAGAGUGAUCUACGCUCCAGCGUUCCUCUUUUUCUCUUAUCUAUUCGUUAUGGACGAGAGUCCAAGAUGGCUUCUCAUUAAGGGGAAAAAAGAGAAAGCCGUAGCCGUUCUCGAGAAAGCGGCAAAACGUAAUAAAAUCAAACUUGAUCAAGCAGUAUUGGAGAAACUGGAAACUGACAAAGAGGAAGAUAUAGCAUUUGUGAAACUCUUAAAAGUUACAUUCAAUUCUAAGACACUUUUGAAGAGAUUUUUCAUUUGCGUGGUCUGGUGGGCCACGUCUACUUUUGUCAACUAUGGAUUGACCAUAAAUUCAGUGUCUUUACAAGGGAACAAGUAUGUAAACUACGCUCUAGUCGGUGUAAUGGAUAUUCCAGCGAAUAUUAUUAUUUUGUUAGCUUUGAAUCGUUUCAAAAAGAAGUAUUCGCUUAUAGUGUCAUUCUUGAUCGGUGCUGCAUUGUGUGUAUCGCAACCUUUUAUGCCUACAAAUCUAAACUGGCUGUCUGUACUAUUGUCUAUGGCUGGCAAGUUGAUGUCGUCGUUCUAUUUCAAUAUCACGUAUAUCUACACCUCAGAAUUGUUCCCAACAUACACCAGGAAUUCAAUGCACGCACUUAGCUCAUCGCUUGGAAGAAUCGGCUCAAUAGUUGCACCGCAAACGCCUUUGUUGAUGCGUUAUUGGUACGGGCUGCCUUCCUUGGUGUUUGGUGGCGUGUCAUUGUUUGCUGGUCUUGUCACCUUCUUAGUACCGGACACGGGAGAUGACCCCCUACCCGAUACAGUGUGUGAAGCAGAGGCGGUGGGCAAAUCUGGCGUUGUUCCUAAAACUGACAGGGGUGCCUUCAAAUUAUAAUGUAUUUAAAAGGCUGGUUUUGUCUAAUGUGAUUUUUGAUGCUAAAUUAUUGAAUAAAAAUGUUAUUACCAUACA